Molecule: messenger RNA, 1800 nt
Organism: Tetrahymena thermophila SB210
Lineage: Eukaryota; Ciliophora; Oligohymenophorea; Hymenostomatida; Tetrahymenidae
Product: tetratricopeptide repeat protein
Exons: 21
Biological process (GO): activation of GTPase activity; nucleocytoplasmic transport
Cellular component (GO): cytosol; perinuclear region of cytoplasm; nucleus
Molecular function (GO): small GTPase binding; GTPase activator activity
Source: RefSeq, a predicted model, not a curated record
AUGUAAAACGAGAAAAAAUUCUUUAGAAAAAUAGAAGAUCUUGUGAUCUGUCCUUAAUUAUAAAAUCUUAAAGCUCUUUAAUUGGAUCUAAUCGGAAAUUACCCAUAAUGCUAAGAUUUGUAAAAUUUAGGAUUAGCUAUUAAAAGUUGCUCUAAUCUCUCAACUUUAGAUCUCAAAUUUUUAUGGUGUUUAAUUAACAAUGAUAAAUUAUCCGCUUUAGGUACUGCUAUAUCUUAUUGCUAUAAUCUCUCAACUUUGCAAUUAGAAUUGGGUUGCAAUUAAAUAGAAUCAAAAGGUCUAACAGAUUUAUGUUCUGCUAUUACAAAUACAAAAAAUUCCCUAAAAAAUCUCAAACUAUCAUUUUAACAAAAUCCUAUCUCUGAUAGUGGCAUAUCUACUAUAGCUAAUUCUUUAGUACACCUCACUGAUCUCUCGAAUUUGGAACUUAAUUUUGGGUAGUGUAAUUUAGGCGAUGAGGAUUUAUCAUGUUUAUUCUCAUGUUUAUCAAAAUCUUCCAAAAUCACAGAUUUAAAUCUAAACUUCUAUGUUAAUAAGAUUGGACCAAAUGGAUUACAAAAUAUUGAAUCUGCAUUAAAAAAUUUAACUAAAAUCUCAACUUUCAUUUUAAACUUAGGAGCCAAUAAUAUUGGACCACAAGGGGCCUCUUAUUUAGGAAUUUCUUUAGAAAACUGCACAAAUAUCUCAAAUUUACAUUUGAAUCUUUUAGGAAAUCUUAUUUCUAAUGAGGGAGUUUCAAAUUUGGUUACUUGUUUUGAAAAAUGCACUAAUCUUUCAAUGCUGACACUUUAGUUAGGUGACAAUUAAAUUGAAGCAUAAGGAAUAAUCAAUUUAGGCUAAAGCUUAGCAAAAUGUACUAAACUAUUAUCUCUGAUUCUUGAAGUUCAAUGGAAUAAAAUUAAUGAUGAAGGCUUAUAAGGAUUGAGCAAUUCUUUAGCAAAUCUUACAAAACUUUCAACUUUGGUUCUUAAUCUUUACUAAAAUAAUAUUGGAUCUAACGGCGCAGCAAGUUUGGGUUUUGCUUUAUCAGGUUGUGUUAAUCUCACUACACUCAGUUUGAAUCUUUCUAAAAACUAAAUUGAAUCAAAUGGAGCUUCUAAUUUAAGCAUAGGCUUAUCAAAAUGUCCUAAACUCUAAGAAUUACAUAUGCAACUAUGUUUAAAUGAAAUAAAAGACGAAGCUCUCUCAACUAUAUGUUCUGCUUUAUCAAACUGUACUACACUGUCUAAUUUAUCAAUAGAUUUCAGAUGUAAUUAUAUCGGUGAAAAAGAUGAAGGUGUUUUAGCCUAAUUAGAUUUCACUAAAAUUUCUAAUUUAACUCUCAAUCUUAGUAAUAAUAAAAUGGGACCUGAGACUACAUCUGCUUUAGGUUUAAGUUUUACAAAAGGUUCUUAUCUCAUAGCCCUUGAACUGGAAAUUUGUGAAAGUAAUAUAGGAUCAUAGGGUAUAUUAGGUUUAAGUCUAGGUUUGACCAGUUGUCUAAAUCUUUAAAAUUUGAGUCUCAUUUUGCUGAGGAACAAUAUUGGAAAUGAAGGAGCAAUUAGUUUAGGCAAUUCAUUAGAAUAGUGCACAAAUCUUUAAAAUUUAUCCCUCUAAUUAGCGGAUAAUAAUAUUUUAAAUGAUGGUAUACUAAGCUUGGCUACUAGUUUAGCAAAUUGUGAGAAGCUUUCUAAUUUAAGUCUAUACCUUGAUUUUAAUGAUAUUAAUUCUCAGACUCAGUCUUAAUCGGUCACUAGGAUCUUAAAAAUAAAAAAUUUGAUUAAUAAAAUUAUAUUCUUUUGA